Molecule: messenger RNA, 3515 nt
Organism: Rhea pennata
Lineage: Eukaryota; Metazoa; Chordata; Aves; Rheiformes; Rheidae
Gene: SPTSSA
Product: serine palmitoyltransferase small subunit A
Exons: 2
Coding region: 74-280 (68 amino acids)
Biological process (GO): ceramide biosynthetic process
Cellular component (GO): serine palmitoyltransferase complex
Molecular function (GO): serine C-palmitoyltransferase activity
Source: RefSeq, a predicted model, not a curated record
CCCGCUCGGCCUGGGCCCGCGCAGUCGGCGCGGGGCCGCUCGCUCGCUCGCAGGCAGGCAGCGGCGGCGCGCCAUGGCGCUGGGCUCGGCGUGGAAGCAGAUGUCGUGGCUGUACUACCAGUACCUGCUGGUCACCGCGCUCUACAUGCUGGAGCCCUGGGAGCGCACCAUCUUCAAUUCGAUGCUAGUUUCCAUUGUUGGAAUGGCACUGUACACAGGCUAUGUGUUCAUGCCUCAGCACAUCAUGGCAAUACUGCACUAUUUUGAAAUUGUGCAGUGAUGAAGAACACAUUUUCGAGAAGUGAUCAUGAUAAGAAAAUCAUCCUACAAAGAAGAAUGAACCUCUUAGUUUUAACAAGACUUCUGCAGAUGUCAAAAAGAGAAAGGCCUAGUUAUGACUCUGAAGACUAAGAAACCAGAUGUGUAGAGACGGGACGUGAGAUGUCCCCUAUGUUGUGUUUGUUCCUUUUAAUUUUACAAGAUGCCCUUGUAUAGUAGUUUUGUCUAUUUUAACAUUGUGAUUGUACUUUGAUAUCAGUAUUUUCCUAACUUUGUGACAGUUUCAAUAUUGCACUGUGAAAGCUUUUCUUAAUUGUAAUUUUGAGUAAAUCUUAAUUGCCUUCUAUUUUUAAUCAGAAAGUCAUCUUAUUAAAUGGGGCUUAAAGCUUUUGCUAUUGUAUGGUAUGUAUUUGCCUGGAUAUUUCUAUUAAUGCGUUUUGUAAGAAAAUACAUCUAGAUUCAUAUUAGAGACAUAGAUAUAUUCAUUUAAUAUUAUUUAAAAAAAUUAGUUUGUAUGACUGAACUCAGGUGUACUGUUUGCUGUCCAAACUUUGUUCAACAGUGUAUUUGUGCAUAUCAGCUGAUUUUGGAAUUGGCGAUUAUUUUAAGUUUUUGUAUCCUAACUACUGGAGGAGGGUGGGAAAGAGAAAGAGUUGAGAUGGAGUAACGACUGCCUUCAUUAUGUUUGGAGUAAGGCUGUGGUUGUAGUGUUGUAGCGGGAACAAAAGGGCAUCUCUUUACUGCCAUAGGCCUACAUAAAGCUUGGGGAUUGCACUUCAACACUGUUCUUUUAGCUACCAACUAAAUUGUACUUUUACAUAAUGCUUGAUUAUGUUCUAAUGGUGGUGGAGAGGAGGUUUCUGCUUCUUUUCAUUCAACAGUGUAACUAUGUCUCGAUUUCAAAGGGUUUUUCUAUUGCUGCUAGUGUUCCAAACCUGUUCUUGAUACAAACGACCAAAACAUAAGGUUUUAAAGGGACUUGAGUUACAACUACAGCAAUAAGGAGCUGAGUACUUGGCUGAAGUCCUGUUCUUUUUUUUUUGGUUGUUUUUCUUUUUCUUUUCUUUUUCUUUUCUUUUUUUUUUUUUUUUUUUUUUUUACAUAGGGCUUUUUUCAGAUUUGUAUUCUGAAAUGUAAGAUGGGAAAAACCUACCUUUCUUAAGUGGAGGAUUUUUUGUUUUUAAAAAUAAAAGUUUAAAAGCAGAGUUUUGAUGCACAACUUUCUUUGUGAAGUUAAUGUGUUUUUUGAAUGCUGCUUGCUUUUCUCAGAGUUUUACAUGGAUUGAAGACUGGUACGUGACCAAAGAAUUACGAUUUUAAUGGCCUGGAAAUAAUAGAUACUUUAAUCUCUUCUAUGCAACUUCUACUGAAAUCAGGAAUUAAGUUGUAAAAUUAUUUGUUCUUUGAAGAUGCGAUCUUUUAGAUAACGACUCCUGAGUUGUUUUUUUUCUCCUUUUUUCUUCUGAGUUCAUAUACCUUUACUCUCAGUUAAACUUUAUGCAUUUGAAAAUUCUGUAGUUGUCUGGACGCUAAAAGCAGAGUGGGCCUUUAAUUCCUUAGGAGAACACAAGUUUUCCUGAAAUCAGUAGGACUCUCCCACUAAAUUAGUGCCUUGUUUGAGGGUGGAACUGGUUGUGAAAAUAUUUAAAAUCUGUUAAAUGCAAGUCUGUGUGUCUUAAAGAAAAAAUGCCAUCUGUCACUUACCCUGUGCAUGAGAGCCCAAAGCGGUAGUGUUACUGAUUCAGUAAUGCUGGAGACCACUGCCACGUGAUCCUACCUGACAUAGGCAGUUGGCAGUUCAGCCUUUUUCUUAAGUGAAUCAAGAAUUGUACAUAACUCUUCUAAAUAUGUGAUGAGAUAAUGAUCAGUUAAUCUAUUCUUUUGAAGUAACAAGGCAAAAUUUCCUGCUAUCCAAGGGUUAAAUGGGUACAAUGAUGUUUUUUUGUGAACCUCUGUCAUCACUGAUACAAAUCUGCUGCUGAGAGAGGGCUUUAGCUGUGUGUGUGUGAUGGAAAAGUAGCCCUUCUGUGCUUUAGAGUUAUAAGUGUAAACACGAUUUUAAUUGUGAAGAGUUUUAUAAAGGGAUUUUGGUACACUGACUUUUAUUAGCGUCUGCUUUUUUGGUGGAAAGAGAGUAACCAUAACCUCUUAACACUUGUAUUGGAGAAAGCUUGGUUGGUAUCAUACUUUAAUUCAGUUUGCUAAUUUGAGUACAGGCUUUUCCAGCACUUUGUUUUUAAUUACAAGUCGAGUGUCUCACAGAAGCCUUGGACCAUUCCUUCAGAUUCCAGAUGCUUUAUUAAAGCUGGAAUCAUUUCUCUUCAUUAAUAAAAUACUGUAUGCUACUGGAGUUUGUAGUUUUAGCAAAAAGUAUUUGCAACAUGCUUUUUAUAAAACUGGUCUACCGAAGAGAUAGUUCGAGGUGUUGUAAUUAUGAAGAUAAGUGGCUUUUUUUUUUUAAAGUAAGGCCAUCAACAGGGAUUUAAUUCAUCAUUAAAUUUGAAUAAUAAAUGAAUUAUAAGGCUACCAAGUUGUUUUCCCACUGCAGUCUAUUUCAUUGCCAUGUCAACUGGGAGAAAUCAAAUCCUUAUUACAUAACUAAGCCUCUUUUGUGGAAUUCAGAGCUAGAAGGCAAUUUAAAUAUUAUUUGGAGACAGCUAGUCAAUUAUGCUCCUUUUCAAAAAGGAUAUUAACUGAGCCGUCAGCGUUUUAGAUAGAUAACGCUGGAAGAAAUAAUCAUGAGAAGUAUUUCUCUUAAGCAAAAAUAUCUCAGAGCUAUGAAAGGAGCUUUGUGUUAGUCUUUUAAUAGUAAUAGCUCUCCAGGUUUAGCUAGAGUCAUCUGAAGUAAGCAUUUCAAAACGUAUUGGUUCUGUUACAGCGCAGCUGAUCGUACCAGCUCUGCCAGCGCGUGUCUGCCCGAGGUUGGCAGCGGUGCCUGGCCGUGCUGGCCGCCCCGGCGGUGCUCCCGGCACACUGGGGGCUCUGGGAAUAAUCAUCAGGAAUCUCCAUGGGAGGAGCCAAAAGCAGAAACUGAGGGGUAAUUUUACACAAACUCUGUCUGGAGCUGGGACUUCGGUACUGGUACUGUAUUUUAGUGGAAAGCACAUUAUUUUGUGGUUUUGCUUCUGCAGUUAUAAUUAGUGCAUAAUUUUCACAGCCAUUUGUGAUCCUUAAAAUGCUGUGUCAUUUCCCGCUGCAACAUCAAAGGCUUUAUCUUCAAUAAAUAAAUAAAAUCC